Molecule: messenger RNA, 1031 nt
Organism: Lotus japonicus
Lineage: Eukaryota; Viridiplantae; Streptophyta; Magnoliopsida; Fabales; Fabaceae
Exons: 3
Coding region: 128-703 (191 amino acids)
Source: RefSeq, a predicted model, not a curated record
AGUAGAACAAGAAACUAGUCACUUCGUUCGUUCACACUUUCUUUUUCUCACACUUUCCUUGUUUCACUGUCUUCCACUCCACUCAGUAACUAACUAGUGGAAGCUCUCACAGUCGCGGCGGCUAGGGAUGGCCGAGGGAAGAGGCUCCACUCUCGUCCACCUUUUGGCGGUGGUUUUGUGCUUGGUUGCAUUUGGUUUCGCCGUUGCCGCCGAGCGAAGACGAAGCGUCGGAACUAUGUACCAAGUUGAAGGGAAAAAUGAAACAUACUGUGUCUACAGUUCAGAUGUUGCAACUGGUUAUGGAGUGGGAGCUUUUCUGUUUCUUCUUUCAAGUGAAUCGCUGCUUAUGGGAGUAACAAAAUGCAUGUGCUUCGGCAGGCCUUUAACACCUGGGGGAAAUCGAGCGUGGUCCAUUAUAUAUUUUAUGUCUUCUUGGGCCACUUUUCUGGUCGCAGAGUCAUGUUUGAUAGCAGGUGCAACGAAGAAUGCCUAUCACACCAAAUACCGGGGAAUGAUUUAUGCGCAGAACUUCUCCUGUGAAUCCUUGAGGAAAGGUAUCUUCGUUACUGCAGCAGUUUUCAUUGUUGCGACCAUGAUUCUUAACGUAUACUACUACAUGUACUUCACAAAGGCAACAACUACACCACUUUCUCAGAAGGCAAAUCGGGUGAGCUCCACAGUUGGAAUGACAGGAUAUGCAUGAUGGGCGAUGGACGAAAUGUUAACAGAUUUAGAAUCUCCAAUCUUCAUUUCAACGAAUGUCUCUAGGGUCGUCAGUACUUUGAAAAACUGUGGUGUUGAGUUUGUUUUUACUUGGUUAACUAGUGUUGUUCCAGUGGAUAUUACUGGUCAGGGGCAGGCUAUAGCUAUAUAUAUAUAUCAAAGGAGUAGGUAAAAAGGGUCUUUUAAGUAGUAAUUUGGUGGAAGCAUGUUAUCAGUUUUUAGGUAAACAUCAUCAUAUUGGAGGUGUGUAAAAUGUUUCAGCCUAUGUUUCAGCAAUAUGAAAUGCAUGAAAAUUACGGAACCCCAUA